Acanthopagrus latus (yellowfin seabream) is the source of this 8867-nucleotide messenger RNA. Its product is annotated as mucin-2-like. NCBI's taxonomy places the organism in Eukaryota, Metazoa, Chordata, Actinopteri, Spariformes, Sparidae. The transcript is spliced from 9 exons. The record is from RefSeq and is a predicted model, not a curated record. Bases 12 to 8042 code for a protein of 2676 amino acids.
CAUCUUCUGCAAUGGUGACAUCGACGGGAGAAUCCGACACAACACUGUCACCCACAACGGUCAGCACAAGUGAACCUACAGCAACCUCGAGCAGUGAUCAAACAACAACUGUAAUUACCUCCACAGACACAGAGUUAUCAGCCAGUCCUACUUCUGCAUCCCCCUCAGUGACAGCUCAUGUCACUCAAACAUCUCCUGAACAAUCAACUGAAACAACAGAAUCAAUAACCAAGACCACUCACCCUCCAUCAACUAGCCAAGAACCAUCUACAACAAGAAUGUCCUCACCCACCGAGGCGCAGUUUACAUCUUCUGUGAUGGGCACAACUACCGGAGAGUCUGAGUCAACACUGCCAACGUCAACAAUCACCACAAGUGCAUCUACAGCAACCUCCAGCAAUGAUCAAAUGACAACUGUAAUUACUUCCACAGUCACGGAGUUAACAGCCAGUCCAACUUCUCCAUCCCCGUCAGUAACAGCCCAUGUCACUCAAACAUCUCCCGGACAAUCAACUGAAACAACAGAACCAAUAACCACGACCACUCAGCUUCCAUCAACUAGCCAAGAACCAUCUACAACAAAAAUUUCCUCACCCACCGAGACACAGUUCACAUCUUCUGCAGUGGUGACAUCGACGGGAGAAUCCGACACAACACUGUCACCCACAACGGUCACCACAAGUGAACCUACAGCAACCUCGAGCAGUGAUCAAACAACAAGUGUAAUUACCUCCACAGACACAGAGUUAUCAGCCAGUCCUACUUCUGCAUCCCCCUCAGUGACAGCUCAUGUCACUCAAACAUCUCCUGAACAAUCAAUUGAAACAACAGAAUCAAUAACCAAGACCACUCACCCUCCAUCAACUAGCCAAGAACCAUCUACAACAAGAAUGUCCUCACCCACCGAGGCGCAGUUUACAUCUUCUGCGAUGGGCACAACUACCGGAGAGUCUGAGUCAACACUUCUAACGUCAGCAAUCACCACAAGUGCAUCUACAGCAACCUCCAGCAAUGAUCAAAUGACAACUGUAAUUACUUCCACAGUCACGGAGUUAUCAGCCAGUCCAACUUCUGCAUCCUCGUCAACAACACCCCAUGUCACUCAAACAUCUCCUGUACAAUCAACUGAAACAACAGAACCAAUAACCACAACCACUCAGCUUCCAUCAACUAGCCAAGAACCAUCUACAACAAAAAUUUCCUCACCCACCGAGACACAGUUUACAUCUUCUGCAGUGGUGACAUCGACGGGAGAAUCCGACACAACACUGUCACCCACAACGGUCACCACAAGUGGACCUACAGCAACCUCCAGCAGUGAUCAAACAACAACUGUAAUUACCUCCACAGUCACAGAGUUAUCAGCCAGUCCUCCCUCUUCAUCCCCAUCAACAACACCCCAUGUCACUCAAACAUCUCCUGGACAAUCAAUUGAAACAACAGAGCCAAUAACCAAGACCACUCACCUUCCAUCAACUAGUCACGAACCAUCUACAACAAGAAUCUCCUCACCCACCGAGACACAGUUUAUAUCUUCUGCAGUGGUGACAUCUACGGGAGAAUCCAACACAACACUGUCACCCACAACGGUCACCACAAGUGGACCUACAGCAACCUCCAGCAGUGAUCAAACAACAACUGUAAUUACCUCCACACUCACAGAGUUAUCAGCCAGUCCUCCCUCUUCAUCCCCAUCAAUAACACCUCAUGUCACUCAAACAUCUCCUGAACAAUCAACUGAAACAAAAGAACCAAUAACCACGACCACUCAGCUUCCAUCAACUAGCCAAGAACCAUCUACAACAAGAAUCUCCUCACCCACCGAGACACAGUUUACAGCUUCUCCAAUGGUGACAUCGACGGGAGAAUCCGACACAACACUGUCACCCACAACGGUCACCACAAGUGGACCUACAGCAACCUCCAGCAGUGAUCAAACAACAACUGUAAUUACCUCCACAGUCACAGAGUUAUCAGCCAGUCCUCCCUCUUCAUCCCCAUCAACAACACCCCAUGUCACUCAAACAUUUCCUGGACAAUCAACUGAAACAACAGAACCAAUAACCAAGACCACUCAGCUUCCAUCAACUAGCCACGAGCCAUCUACAACAAGAAUCUCCUCACCCACCGAGACACAGUUUAUAUCUUCUGCAGUGGUGACAUCGACGGGAGAAUCCGACACAACACUGUCACCCACAACGGUCACCACAAGUGGACCUACAGCAACCUCCAGCAGUGAUCAAACAACAACCGUAAUUACCUCCACAGGCACAGAGUUAUCAGCCAGUCCUACUUCUGCAUCCCCCUCAGUGACAGCUCAUGUCACUCAAACAUCUCCUGGACAAUCAACUGAAACAACAGAACCAAUAACCACGACCACUCAGCUUCCAUCAACUAGCCAAGAACCAUCUACAACAAGAAUCUCCUCACCCACCGAGACACACUUUACAGCUUCUGCAAUGGUGACAUCGACGGGAGAAUCCGACACAACGCUGUCACCCACAACGGUCACCACAAGUGAACCUACAGCAACCUCGAGCAGUGAUCAAACAACAACUGUAAUUACCUCCACAGUCACAGAGUUAUCAGCCAGUCCUACUUCUGCAUCCCCCUCAGUGACAGCUCAUGUCACUCAAACAUCUCCUGGACAAUCAACUGAAACAACAGAACCAAUAACCAUGACCACUCAGCUUCCAUCAACUAGCCCAGAACCAUCUACAACAAGAAUUUCCUCACCCACCGAGACACACUUUACAGCUUCUGCAAUGGUGACAUCGACGGGAGAAUCCGACACAACACUGUCACCCACAACAGUCACCACAAGAGGACCUACAGCAACCUCCAGCAGUGAUCAAACAGUUGUAAUGACCUCCACAGUCACAGAGUUAUCAGCCAGUCCUUCUUUAUCCCCCUCAGUAACAGCUGAUGUCACUCAAACAUCUCCUGAACAAUCAACAGAAACAACAGAGCCAAUAACCAAGACCACUCAGCUUCAAUCAACUAGCCAAGAACCAUCUACAACAAGAAUGUCCUCACCCACCGAAGCGCAGUUUACACCUUCUGCGAUGGGCACAACUACCGGAGAGUCUGAGUCAACACUGCCAACGUCAACAAUCAUCACAAGUGCAUUUACAGCAACCUCCAGCAGUGAUCAAAUGACAACUGUAAUUACUUCCACAGUCACGGAGUUAUCAGCCAGUCCAACUUCUGCAUCCCCGUCAAUAACACCCCAUGUCACUCAAACAUCUCCUGGACAAUCAACUGAAACAACAGAACCAAUAACCACGACCACUCAGCUUCCAUCAACUAGCCAAGAACCAUCUACAACAAAAAUUUCCUCACCCACCGAGACACACUUUACAGCUUCUGCAAUGGUGACAUCGACGGGAGAAUCCGACACAACACUGUCACCCACAACGGUCACCACAAGUGAACCUACAGCAACCUCGAGCAGUGAUCAAACAACAACUGUAAUUACCUCCACAGACACAGAGUUAUCAGCCAGUCCUACUUCUGCAUCCCCCUCAGUGACAGCUCAUGUCACUCAAACAUCUCCUGAACAAUCAACUGAAACAACAGAAUCAAUAACCAAGACCACUCACCCUCCAUCAACUAGCCAAGAACCAUCUACAACAAGAAUGUCCUCACCCACCGAGGCGCAGUUUACUUCUUCUGUGAUGGGCACAACUACCGGAGAGUCUGAGUCAACACUGCCAACGUCAACAAUCACCACAAGUGCAUCUACAGCAACCUCCAGCAAUGAUCAAAUGACAACUGUAAUUACUUCCACAGUCACGGAGUUAACAGCCAGUCCAACUUCUCCAUCCCCGUCAGUAACAGCCCAUGUCACUCAAACAUCUCCCGGACAAUCAACUGAAACAACAGAACCAAUAACCACGACCACUCAGCUUCCAUCAACUAGCCAAGAACCAUCUACAACAAAAAUUUCCUCACCCACCGAGACACAGUUCACAUCUUCUGCAGUGGUGACAUCGACGGGAGAAUCCGACACAACACUGUCACCCACAACGGUCACCACAAGUGAACCUACAGCAACCUCGAGCAGUGAUCAUACAACAACUGUAAUUACCUCCACAGACACAGAGUUAUCAGCCAGUCCUACUUCUGCAUCCCCCUCAGUGACAGCUCAUGUCACUCAAACAUCUCCUGAACAAUCAAUUGAAACAACAGAAUCAAUAACCAAGACCACUCACCCUCCAUCAACUAGCCAAGAACCAUCUACAACAAGAAUGUCCUCACCCACCGAGGCGCAGUUUACAUCUUCUGCGAUGGGCACAACUACCGGAGAGUCUGAGUCAACACUACUAACGUCAGCAAUCACCACAAGUGCAUCUACAGCAACCUCCAGCAAUGAUCAAAUGACAACUGUAAUUACUUCCACAGUCACGGAGUUAUCAGCCAGUCCAACUUCUGCAUCCUCGUCAACAACACCCCAUGUCACUCAAACAUCUCCUGGACAAUCAACUGAAACAACAGAACCAAUAACCACAACCACUCAGCUUCCAUCAACUAGCCAAGAACCAUCUACAACAAAAAUUUCCUCACCCACCGAGACACAGUUUACAUCUUCUGCAGUGGUGACAUCGACGGGAGAAUCCGACACAACACUGUCACCCACAACGGUCACCACAAGUGGACCUACAGCAACCUCCAGCAGUGAUCAAACAACAACUGUAAUUACCUCCACAGUCACAGAGUUAUCAGCCAGUCCUCCCUCUUCAUCCCCAUCAACAACACCCCAUGUCACUCAAACAUCUCCUGGACAAUCAAUUGAAACAACAGAACCAAUAACCAAGACCACUCACCUUCCAUCAACUAGUCACGAACCAUCUACAACAAGAAUCUCCUCACCCACCGAGACACAGUUUAUAUCUUCUGCAGUGGUGACAUCUACGGGAGAAUCCAACACAACACUGUCACCCACAACGGUCACCACAAGUGGACCUACAGCAACCUCCAGCAGUGAUCAAACAACAACUGUAAUUACCUCCACACUCACAGAGUUAUCAGCCAGUCCUCCCUCUUCAUCCCCAUCAAUAACACCUCAUGUCACUCAAACAUCUCCUGAACAAUCAACUGAAACAAAAGAACCAAUAACCACGACCACUCAGCUUCCAUCAACUAGCCAAGAACCAUCUACAACAAGAAUCUCCUCACCCACCGAGACACAGUUUACAGCUUCUCCAAUGGUGACAUCGACGGGAGAAUCCGACACAACACUGUCACCCACAACGGUCACCACAAGUGGACCUACAGCAACCUCCAGCAGUGAUCAAACAACAACUGUAAUUACCUCCACAGUCACAGAGUUAUCAGCCAGUCCUCCCUCUUCAUCCCCAUCAACAACACCCCAUGUCACUCAAACAUUUCCUGGACAAUCAACUGAAACAACAGAACCAAUAACCAAGACCACUCAGCUUCCAUCAACUAGCCACGAGCCAUCUACAACAAGAAUCUCCUCACCCACCGAGACACAGUUUAUAUCUUCUGCAGUGGUGACAUCGACGGGAGAAUCCGACACAACACUGUCACCCACAACGGUCACCACAAGUGAACCUACAGCAACCUCGAGCAGUGAUCAAACAACAACUGUAAUUACCUCCACAGUCACAGAGUUAUCAGCCAGUCCUACUUCUGCAUCCCCCUCAGUGACAGCUCAUGUCACUCAAACAUCUCCUGGACAAUCAACUGAAACAACAGAACCAAUAACCAUGACCACUCAGCUUCCAUCAACUAGCCAAGAACCAUCUACAACAAGAAUUUCCUCACCCACCGAGACACACUUUACAGCUUCUGCAAUGGUGACAUCGACGGGAGAAUCCGACACAACACUGUCACCCACAACAGUCACCACAAGUGGACCUACAGCAACCUCCAGCAGUGAUCAAACAGUUGUAAUGACCUCCACAGUCACAGAGUUAUCAGCCAGUCCUUCUUUAUCCCCCUCAGUAACAGCUGAUGUCACUCAAACAUCUCCUGAACAAUCAACAGAAACAACAGAGCCAAUAACCAAGACCACUCAGCUUCAAUCAACUAGCCAAGAACCAUCUACAACAAGAAUGUCCUCACCCACCGAGGCGCAGUUGACAUCUUCUGCAAUGGGCACAACUACCGGACAGUCUGAGUCAACACUGCCAACAUCAACAGUCAAAACAAGUGCAUCUACAGCAACCUCCAGCAAUGAUCAAACGACAAUUGUAAUUACUUCCACAGUCACAGAGUUAUCACCCAGUCCAACUUCUGCAUCCCCGUCAAUAACACCCCAUGUCACUCAAACAUCUCCUGGACAAUCGACUGAAACAACAGAGCCAAUAACCAAGACCACUCAGCUUCCAUCAACUAGCCAAGAACCAUCUACAACUAGAAUCUCCUCACCCACCGAGGCACAGUUUACAUCUUCUGCGACGGUUACAGCUUCGGGAGAGUCCGACACAACACUGUCACCCACAACGGUCACCACAAGUGGACCUACAGCAACCUCCAGCAGUGAUCAGACAACUGUAAUUACCUCCACAUUCACAGAGUUUUCAGCCAGUCCUCCUUCUGCAUCCCCCUCAGUAACAGCUCAUGUCACUCAAACUUCUCCUGAACAACCAACUGAAACAACAGAACCAAUAACCAAGACCACUCAGCUUCCAUCAACUAGCCAAGAACCAUUUACAACAAGAAUCUCCUUGCCCACCGUGGUGCAGUUUACAUCUUCUGCAAUUGUGACAACCACAGGAGAGUCUCACCAAAGUGAAACAACACCAACGCGCCCCAUAACCACUCAGCUUCCAUCAACCAGCCAAGAGCUAUCUACACCAAUGAAGUCCUCAGAAUCUUCUGCAACAUCUGUACAAACUGCUUCCUCUCACAACGUUCCAGUGACUUCCUUUACACCAUCCAUGGCCCCUACACGAACAAGUGAAUCACCAGUGUCACAUUCAGUGGUAACCACAACUCGACUUACAACAUUCAGUUCUCCAACAUCUACGUUUACCCCCCUUUCAAAUGCAACUGUCACUAUGACAGCACCAAGUACACCUCAUCAGUGUACUGAAAAGGACUGUCCAGGUUGCGUUGGAACCUGUAUAUUCAACAUGACACUUGGAGAAUGUUUCUGCAACUGUGAGGAGUUUGCAUUUGGAGAUGAAUGUGUUUUUGGAGAGAGUGACACCUCUGCUGAAAUUGAUUCAGAAAAUAGACCAACCCGAAAUGCAACUUUUACUUUGGGGAUCUUGAUGGAUUUUGAUGUGGCUUUUGAAGAUAUAAAUUCACCUCAGUCGUUAAAAUUCAUCAAGACGCUGAUGCAGGAGCUUGAAGCAUUAUGCAAAGAAGCAGAUCCACAAAACUUCAAAACAGUACAAGUCAUCAAGUUAUCACCGGGAAGUGUAAUUGCAGAGAGCGUGGUGGAGUACCUCUAUCCAAACAAUGAAACGCAAAUCGAGUUUGUCAACAAUCAGCUUGAUGGGGUAUUGGCUGAAAUCUUGAAUGACACAAGCAACCUCAACAAAAUAUCUCAGGUCUUUAAUGCCAGUGUCGAAUUAAAAGAACUCAGCUUUGAGCCACCUGAGAUUAAAAAUAUCACAGACCUAAAGGACUUUGUUAACUGCACCAAGUUCGCUCAAUACACUGCUGAGGUUAUUAAUGGUCAAUGGCAGUGUGUUGGACCUUGCAAAACGAACCCUGAUUACUGUCAUCAACAUGGAAAAUGUUUAAAUAACAUUAAGGAAGGGCCCGUCUGUAGUUGCUUCGAGACUAGUCUGAAGCAGUAUUAUGGCCCACAGUGUGACCUCUUCCGCUACGGUCCAGGUUUCUAUGGAGCGCUGUUUGGAUCUUUGGCAGUACUCUUGCUCGUGAUUAUGAUUGUCAUUGCUGUCAUUGCCAAAAAGAGACACAUGGGUUUUUGGAAAACAAGAGACUUGUCAAACAGAAGACUGUCUGCGUUUGAUGAAGAUUUCUUUGAUUUCUCUGAAACAGGAGAUCCCAACUUGGGAGUCACAGGCUCUUACACAUCACAGGGUUCCAGGCAUCUAUGAAACAUUGACACCCAAUUGCAGGUCACAACAAAUCAUCCAGAGGUUUUGAAUGUCAACCCUCAAUGAAGGCCACAGACUGGAGGAUUUUAUUUUGAUUACAAUGUUUUCCAUGCAAUGAAUAAAGAAAAUUACAGAUCAGUAUGAGCUAAUAACUAUGUGUUUCAGAUGAAUAAUUUACUAGAAAUGUGUCCAUAUAUUAUAAUAUUUAUGACUUUAUUUAUGUGACUUGUAAUAAACUAUAGCCUGCAGUCCUCUAUAAAACUGAACAUGUCAAUUCAGACUCCAUUGUUGUCGAUUCACAUCACAAUAUAUAUACAUUUAUUUCUUGAGGUCACUCUGGGAUGUGAAAUUUGAGAAGUACAUCAUGCUGUAUGUACUUAUUUAUUAGUCAAUGACAAAUGUAUACCUGCAGUAUCGAGAACAAUGGUUAAAAAGAAAACAAAGUUGCAUAAAUAUUCAGUUUCUUCCCUUCCUAGGACUCCUCCCCAAUUUUUGUUUCAGCACUUUUGUCAUCAUACAGGAAAAUUAUCUUCUCAUUGAGUACAUUUAUGACCAGGUGGCUGUUCUUGCAAGCACUGUACAUGUGCAUUUACUAAGAGUGCACAAACAAAUCUCAUAUUAUCCUUGUUAUAAGCUUACUUAGGGUUCCUAUGGAAUCCAAGACAACAUUUCAAAAAAAAAAAUCUAUAUGUUUUGAAGAUGGCUUAGUGAAAGGUGCAAUUUUUUUUUCAGAAGCGAAGAUCUUAAUUGACUGCUUUUUUUAUGCCUAAGCAAACUUAUUUUGUUUACAUUUCUGAAUAAACUGAAUAAACAAACUGACUUUAA